This is a messenger RNA of Schistocerca gregaria, 3761 nucleotides long. RefSeq lists its product as uncharacterized. The record is from RefSeq and is a predicted model, not a curated record. Lineage: Eukaryota; Metazoa; Arthropoda; Insecta; Orthoptera; Acrididae. The transcript is spliced from 3 exons. Bases 166 to 2304 code for a protein of 712 amino acids.
AUCUGAGCAUUUUAUAAAAAAAAGAACUGGCUGGCAAUAAAAGACGCCCCCAUUUAUCACAUUAUCCUGUGCGACAUCAAUAACUGUUACAGCACAGUUUGCUUAGAGCUACGUUCCUCGAAAGAAAUUAAUUAGCAUUGCUUAUCGCACACAUCUUGGGGUUUAAUGCCUGAUCAACAAAAUACUAAGAUUGACGAGGGGCCAGCUGAUGAAGUGGAGGCGGCCACUACCCAAGAACACUCUGGCAACCCAGAUACUCUUCAGUCUGUAUUAUACGAAGAUUUCAGCUCAACCGCAUCACAACUGCGAAAUUCAUCGCCUAAAAAUAGGCCCCUAUCACCUGCAUCACCUAUAAGUCAUGGUUUGUCUAAAUUGAAGUUGUCAUCCUCGUCCGAAGAAAUAGCCGAAUCACAGAAUUCUCCAGUCAACGAAGCCCCAGAAUCGUCUCCUUUGAUAGGCGAGAACAGGAAGAUGUCGCAUUCAGAGCCAAAGCUUAGCUCUGUGAAUAUCAAGGUAAGACCGGAUGAGAAACCUCACAUUAUUAAAAUGUCAUCUAGGCCAAAAAUAGACCUAAAAGUAGACAAUGCAAUCGAAGGCUCGAUGAGAAAGCGUAAAACUAUUGACCCCCGAGAAAGUCUCGAAUACAAUUUUGAGGGCAAAACUCAUGAAUGUAGUGUGAAUGAUUCUUUGCUGAUACAGAACAUUCAAAACGCUUGCCGAGUAAUAUGGAACCGACCUAUACCUAGUUUACUUGUUCAUACAGACCUUCCCAGGUUGAGCAACGGUAUUGAAAUUAUCGACGAACUGUCAUCGACAUGGAUAUUCAAAGGUGACGGGAACAUGGAUACUGCCUAUAAGGUGAGAAGCAUUAUCUAUGCUAUUGCAUACUAUACAGAUAGUCCUGCAGACGCCGAAAAUUUGAUCGAAUUGCUCGACCAAUGCAAGAAUCAGGACAAUGAUAUCAUCAUCCAACUAAGCAGUUUUAUCUCUAAAGUUGUCCAAAUGGAAAAGCAGCCUAACUGCAUCUUGGUAUUAAAAUGUAUUAACCAGGCUAUCAUGUUUCCCGCAGUUUUCAAUAUGAAGAAGCAAUUUGGAGACUUGUUCGAAUACCGAGAUGUGAAAGGUUCUUGGAAGGUUCGAAUCAGCAUAUAUGCCGAUUUUAUAGAAGUUCGUCAUCGAAAAUCGGAAAAGAGCUACGGAACUGGCGCAGAAGAAAAUUUUUCGUUCGUCUGGUUGGUCGUGUUCAAGAUAUGUUUAAGUCAACCGAAGCUUGACGUGUCCGUUUCGAUACUUGAUUAUAUUUUGGAUAAGGAAAUGAAAAGCGAGACGCAAAAACAAAUUUUGAUGCAAAUGCAACCCUUUUUGAGCGAAUCUGCGCAGUAUAUGAGCAUUUGGAAAAAACCUCUGCGUAAACUCCCAGUCCACAGAGACUUUUCUCUCCUCUGCAACAGGUUAUCUGUAUUCAACUACGAUGGAGAGCCCAUAUACGUAACCUCACCUAAAGAAUGCAGAAACAACUCAGUCGAAGAAUGCCUCCUGAAACUAGCCGCCACGUUCAAUCCUGAACUCAUUCCGCAUAUACAAGAAUCCAUUAAGAAUCACUUCAAAGAAUCCGGCGACUACGCGCAGAUGUUAUCUGGCGUUCUUCACGUUGACAAGCCUAUACCUGAAGACUCGGGGCUUGCCUCUGUCAUGAAAUUCUUGAAUGCUACCAUGAUAUCUCCGGCCAUUUACAAACUUCAUAGUAUUCUCUACGAUAAGCUUAGAUAUAAGGACGUCCGCGGUACCUGGUAUGUUCACAUCACCGUGGGUCCACCACUAUCUAUCGAGAUAGACAACAGUAGCCAGAUUGGCCGCUACCAUUAUGUCAGAAUUUUAAACAGAAGGUGUGAGAAGGCGUACUCUUCUGAUCCAAAAGACCAAUUCGAGUUCGAGUGGGUACUGGAGUUUAUCCUAGAUAAAGAGAUGAAGAUCAAGGAAACUAAUAUGGGCAUCGUCGACUUCAAAUACGGCCCUCAAACCUCAGAAGAGACAAAAGAGUCCGUUCUAAAAUGCUUGAGCCCACACUUUAUACCGUCAUCACUUCAAACAUCUAGGUCCAGCAUGCUUUCCCAAGACCUUCUGGAAUCGACCAUCAAUGAAAUUCAAAAACUAGAAAAACAGAUUAAGCAGCCGAUUACUUGCUACCAUCCUAACAUGCCUCACUCCAUACCCAUAUCACUGCUAUUGGAUUUCAUCAAAAACACUAUUCCUGAAGGUAAAAUCAUCCACCUGUUCAAGCCGAACUAUUCAUCAAAGGGCUGAAUUCUUAAUACAGUCGAACAAAAACGUUUGAAUUCAUUAAAAUGCAAGAUUGCAUAGCGUCCAAAAAUAUCCAGAGCCUAUAUUUUUACCAGAAAUUACAUCUCCUUACUCUCUCGAGGUAAAAAACCUAAGCGGCUAACGUUUCUCUGUUUGAUGCAACAGAAAAAAAUAACUAACUAGCACACAAGACAGUAAAUCUCGAGCUUUCGUCACUCCACUAUGUUUUUUAACAAAUAUAUUCGACUUGCUAUGUCAAAAGUGCAUACAACCUACGAAUUGUGGGCACAGAAAGUCUCGUCUAUUCGUCUAAACUAUCAAAUGAGAGUGAGUAAUAUGACCAUUGACACAUCUUUUCGUAUCAGUUAUCAGAUGCUGUGUGCAGGUAUAUCUAGAAGGGCAAGUGACUAUCGCGCUUACUAUCAUUUGCAACAAAUGAAUUUAGUCAAUGAUGACAGAGAAGGAUAUGCGCAACAGAAGCCCUCUUCGACAUGAAGAGAUUGCCGUUCUAUAGUUGACCAUUCAGCUAGUAAGAGUCCUUUAUAUAACUAAGCGUUGCUUUUUCUGUUGGACGAAGCGGCGAAAAGAGAGGGAGUGUAGCGUGCUAGAAGACUCCGAGCUUAGAUAUACGAUUAUCUCUUAAAGAAUCUAAGAUAUUUGGACAAUUUUCAUAACUUUAGAGCAAAGCCGACAGAGUGAAUGCAAUCAAAAAGACAGGAGAAAAACAAAAGUGCAUAUCGUGAAGUAACCCAGAAAAUGCCAGCAACCUACUUGCAGUUUUCAGAGAGAUUCGGGAAGGUAAUACAAAAAGUUUGACACAAAUAAUAUGAGAGACAUACGCUGUACAAUGUUACAAAGGAGCAGUGCGGUUUAGCAAUCUAUCGGGCAGUGCAUUUAAACAGUCAAAACUUGUCGGCAGCAAAAAGGUGCCAUUAGCGCUUAGUAGCAUCUCAAACAAACUUUGAGUUUAGACGAAAAGCAGGCAGGAUGCAGACUUAGAAUAGUUGUAAGACGGCCAAAGUAAAAUUUUGCUCUGAGUACACGAUACUUCUUAACGGGCAAAAAAAUGACUUGAUGUUACCAAAAACAGAAAAGCAGCUGUACCAAUGUGCAUCGAGUUUCGCUUUGCUCGACGGUACAAGAGUUCAAAAUAAAUGCAUUCAGGCCGCGGUAUAAGUGUGAGCAGAGAGGAACGUCGAUAACUAUUGCAAGGAAAUUUUUUUCUCGACCGGACUGAUGCGUGAAGAGGGUGCACUAUCUACCGACGUGACGGCUUCAAGAGAAAUCGGUGCAGUGUAGUUGUGGUGAAGGAGAUGUUAGUUGUAUCGAUCCUCGCUUCAGCGGCAUUGUGUAUUCUCGUUGUAUGGCUUAGAAGAUUUUCUAGGGCGCACAGCUCAUGGCGCGAGCCGUUCGAUUAAUGAUGAAAUGCGAGGUCUAUGAGAGUAAAUAAAAAUCUGCAA